This is a messenger RNA of Fusarium vanettenii 77-13-4, 876 nucleotides long. RefSeq lists its product as uncharacterized. NCBI's taxonomy places the organism in Eukaryota, Fungi, Ascomycota, Sordariomycetes, Hypocreales, Nectriaceae. The record is from RefSeq and is a predicted model, not a curated record. The transcript is spliced from 2 exons. Gene Ontology annotation, molecular function: actin filament binding. Bases 1 to 876 code for a protein of 291 amino acids. Gene Ontology annotation, cellular component: cytoskeleton.
AUGCAAUUGGGAGCCUCAUUGUCAGCAACGGCGAGGCGAGCUCAUGGCAAUGAACUCAAGGACAAGACGCCACUUCAAGCAAUGUCGCAUGGCGAUGUUGUCUUGAAAGGAAUCCCAACACACCCAGACUUUGCAUCACACCGGAAAUGGCAGCUGGAGCAUAUGGCUGCCGCCUUUCGUCACUGGCACCGAGAAGGCUACGUCGAAGGCAUGAGUGGUCACAUUUCUGUUCGUGACCCCGAGUUUCCCAACGCUUUCUGGACGAACCCUUUGGGCCGUCAUUUUGGACUCCUCAAGGUCAGCGACAUGAUUCUUGUCAACCUUGACGGCGAGGUCAUUGGUGGAAACCGUUCUCGACCCCCAAACACAGCUGGUUUCCUCAUCCAUGCGUCAGUCCACAAAGCUCGACCUGACACACAUGCCAUCUGCCACUCUCACAGCAUCCAUGGAAAGGCGUGGUCUGUCUUUGGUCGUCGGCUCGAGAUGCUGACACAAGACGCCUGCAAAUUCCGAGGAGAUGCCCAUAGCGUUUACAACAGCUACGGAGGAGUGGUACUGGGAAGCGAAGAGGGUGAUCGCAUCGCCGCGGCUCUAGGCCCCCGAGGAAAAGGCUGCAUCCUACGAAACCACGGCAUUCUCACCGUUGGGCAGACUGUGGAUGAGGCCGCUUGGCUGUAUACCUCGAUGGAAAACACAUGCCGUGUGCAGCUUCUCGCCGAGGCUGCUGCUGCGAAUGGCGUCCCCAAAGUUCUCAUCACAGACCAGGAAGCCAACUUCAACUUUGACGUUGAGAGCGACCCAGAGAUCUGUUACUGCGAGUUUCAAGUGUACUAUGAUUUGGAGGAUGAAUUGUCGAAUGGAGACUUCAAGAACUAG